CGGGCGAGGUAGGCUGUUGUUUUAAGUUGUAGACUGUUACCAUACAAUUACUCUUUCUACACUCAAUUUACAUAAUGAUGCUGUGUAUAUGGAAUCAGUUUAUCGUUUCCUUGCUUGUGUGUUGCAGAACUCUGAUGGGAAACUAUUUGACCAGCCCUUACAGUUUAACUGCCCUUCAAGACAAUCCAUCUCCCACAUAAAAAGUCAGCAUGUCAACUACUAUGAAGACCGUGUGUGGGACUUUGAGUGUAAAGACACAUUUGUCUCAGAGCCUGAGUGCCUCUGGUCUCCUUACGUAAAUGACUUUGAUCAAGAGUUCAGCUUCAAAUGCCCCCAAACCUAUGUCCUAACUGGGAUGAACAGCUAUCAUUACAACUACUAUGAGGACAGAAGGUGGAAGUUCUACUGCUGUCGAGUCAACAGCUACCGCAACCAGGACUGUCAGUGGACCCCCUACAUCAACUACUUUGAUGAGGUCAUCUCUUGGCAAGUCCCAGGCCUGAACUACCUAGUUGGGGCCGGAAGCUACCAUUCAAAUUAUUAUGAAGACCGUCGUUGGAGAUACCAGUACUGCACACGGAAGUCAAACUGCUGAUUAUUGAAUUCUUGACCCAAAUGACGAGUAAAGAUUGCCUAACU
Molecule: messenger RNA, 639 nt
Organism: Oncorhynchus masou masou (cherry salmon)
Lineage: Eukaryota; Metazoa; Chordata; Actinopteri; Salmoniformes; Salmonidae
Product: millepora cytotoxin-1-like
Exons: 4
Coding region: 89-595 (168 amino acids)
Biological process (GO): collagen fibril organization
Cellular component (GO): extracellular matrix
Source: RefSeq, a predicted model, not a curated record